Messenger RNA from Callorhinchus milii (elephant shark), 1737 nucleotides. RefSeq names its product actin gamma 1 (gene actg1). Lineage: Eukaryota; Metazoa; Chordata; Chondrichthyes; Chimaeriformes; Callorhinchidae. The record is from RefSeq and is marked provisional.
AACGGUCGCAGUCGCUCGGGACAACGCGAGGUUGAGGACGCUCGAGACACACACACAGAGCGAGAGAGAGAGACACAGCGCUCGCGCAGAGGCCGGUGUGAGACCAACAGACAGUAAAAAUGGCAGAUGAAGAUAUUGCAGCACUUGUCGUUGACAAUGGUUCUGGUAUGUGCAAAGCUGGCUUUGCUGGAGAUGAUGCUCCCCGUGCCGUGUUUCCUUCCAUUGUUGGGCGUCCAAGACACCAGGGUGUCAUGGUUGGAAUGGGUCAAAAGGACAGUUAUGUAGGUGAUGAAGCUCAAAGCAAGAGGGGUAUUCUGACCCUGAAAUACCCUAUUGAACACGGUAUUGUCACCAACUGGGAUGAUAUGGAGAAGAUUUGGCACCAUACCUUUUACAAUGAACUUCGUGUUGCACCAGAAGAACACCCUGUCCUGCUCACCGAAGCACCCCUGAACCCCAAAGCCAACAGAGAAAAGAUGACCCAGAUAAUGUUUGAGACCUUCAACACUCCAGCCAUGUAUGUUGCCAUCCAGGCAGUACUGUCCCUGUAUGCCUCUGGUCGUACCACUGGUAUUGUUAUGGACUCUGGUGAUGGUGUUUCUCACACUGUGCCAAUUUAUGAGGGUUAUGCACUACCCCACGCCAUCCUGCGUCUGGAUAUGGCUGGUCGUGACCUGACAGACUACCUCAUGAAGAUUUUGACUGAACGAGGCUACUCAUUCACCACUACAGCAGAAAGGGAAAUUGUUCGUGACAUCAAGGAAAAACUGUGCUACGUCGGACUGGAGUUUGAGCAAGAAAUGGCCACUGCUGCUUCCUCCUCUUCUCUGGAGAAGAGCUAUGAGCUUCCUGAUGGGCAGGUCAUCACUAUUGGAAAUGAGCGGUUCAGAUGUCCUGAGGCUCUCUUCCAGCCUUCUUUCUUGGGUAUGGAAUCGUGUGGUAUCCACGAGACUACAUACCACUCCAUCAUGAAGUGUGAUGUCGACAUCCGUAAAGAUCUGUAUGCCAACACAGUGCUGUCUGGCGGUACCACCAUGUACCCUGGGAUUGCUGACAGGAUGCAGAAAGAAAUCACAUCCCUUGCACCCAGUACCAUGAAAGUUAAGAUUAUUGCACCGCCAGAGCGUAAAUACUCUGUCUGGAUCGGAGGUUCCAUCUUGGCUUCCCUGUCCACCUUCCAGCAGAUGUGGAUCAGCAAGCAAGAAUAUGAUGAGUCUGGCCCAUCCAUUGUGCACCGUAAAUGCUUCUAAAUGGACUGCAAGCGGAUGCGUAGCAUUUGCUGCAUGACUUUGAGAGGAAAAACACUUGCACAGGCAAAUGCACAUCAUUCUAGCCUCAAACUGGAAAAAAAGCCUACAUAAAUAUCCCUUCUGAAAGCUAGUAUGACGUGUUCAAGAGGAGCACUGUUGGAUUGUAUUACAUAAGUCCUUUUCUGUCUUGCCACUUGUUCUUACAGGGCUUGAAACGUCUCUCAUUCAGGCCUUGAAUCUUGAUCCUAUUGUUUCCCAGUAAUUUUAUGGGGCUGAAACUUUGAGUUGCAGAAGUGUUGCAUUUACACCUGUAAAUUUAUGCAUCAAGUUCAUUUAUGUAAGUUUCUUUUUUGUAUGUUGCCUUAAUGUUAAUUUUCACAUGAUCGUAGAAACCCCAAAUUUGUAAGUCAUCUGGAUGUUGAAAAUUGUAUUACCCCAACUGACAUCUUACUUUUGAGGGAAAAGAUUAUUAAAGAAUAAAUAAGCU